AUGGAGUACAAGGUACCGAUGUGUGACAGUAAAGUAGCUUCUUGUCCCAUUUGUCCCAUUUCUGAAUCUGCUUUUUUUUUUUUUUUUCCCCACAUCUCUAGAUCAGAGAAGCCCAACUGGGAUUACCAUGCAGAGAUACAAGCGUUCGGCCACCGGUUACAAGAAGAUUUUUCCUUGGACCUUCUCAAAAGGGCGUUCGUGAACCCUUGCUACAUUAAAGCCGAGGAGGAGAGGCGCCGGGGACUGGGACUGGACCAGGAAGCCGCGGCCCUCAAUCUCCAAGAUAACACUGAGCUGUGGGAGCAGGGGGAGGCGUUUGCGCGCUCCUACCUCACGCAGUGUUUCGAAGGUGCCUACCCCAGCUUGCCGGCCGAGGGGGUGGCAGCGCUGGUCGGGUUCCUCGGCAGCCAGGAGCUGGUGGCCCACGUGGCGCAGAACCUGGCCCUGCAGGACCUGGCGCUCUGCGCGCACUUCCCCGUCCCGCCGCACGUGCUGCACAGGAUGUUCUUCGCUGUCGUGGGAGCGCUGCUUGGCAGCAGUGGCCCAGACAAAACGAGCAUCUUUGUCAGGGAUUUUUUAAUUCCUCAACUGAUUGGAAAAGACCUGUUUGAGAUCUGGGAAGUCAUCAAUCCUAUGGGCUUGCUCGUGGAAGAACUGACCAAGAGAAAUCUGCCUUCUCCAGAACCCAGGAUUACCAGGCAGACCGGGGUCAGCACGGUUCUGCCGGUCUACUUUGUCGGCUUGUACUGUGAUAAAAAGAUUAUAGCUGAAGGUCCUGGUGAGACACUGCUUGCUGCAGAAGAAGAAGCUGCCCGGGUGGCACUCCGGAAGCUCUAUGGGUACACAGAGAACAGGAGACCUUGGGAUUACUCAAAACCUAAAAAGGGAUGGGCAGCAGAAAAGGCAGUCAGCAGCAGCUAG
Tinamus guttatus (white-throated tinamou) is the source of this 921-nucleotide messenger RNA. Lineage: Eukaryota; Metazoa; Chordata; Aves; Tinamiformes; Tinamidae. The record is from RefSeq and is a predicted model, not a curated record.